AUGCGAGUGAUCUGCCGUGCUUGUCGAUAUCAAAAGUGUUUGAAUAUGGGAAUGGAGAGAGCCGCAGUGCAACCGCGUCGCGACUGUAACGCUGGCCGUCGCAAGAUUAUGUAUAACAAUAACAACAGUGUCAAAGCAUUCCCCGAAGCCCCGCCCCCUCCUACAGUAAUCCAGCCUACUGUAGCGAUGAAGGAUGAGCAGAAUUAUGAGGAUUCGUCGCCAGAAAUGCAUUACGCUCAAUCGUACUCCUCGUCGAUCAGUGAGGAGAUAGCGAUGUCGCCGAAAGUGUCGAUUUGCAGCAAUGAUAUGUCAUUACACUUCGAGGCGGAACAAGUACUGGAAGAUCUCCUUCGAGAAGAACGGCUAUUCAAUGAGAGACGGAAAUUGUUGUAUUGCUCGAAUAGUUGCAUUUCGAUAUUGUUGACCAACGAGAAUGCGAAUGAGAUUCCGUACUCUCUAUCCGACCUCCAACCGCUCACCUUCGCCGGAAUCCAGAAAUUGAUCCGUCCCCAGAUUCUGUUGAUUUAUGAGUGGCUUCGUGGUUGGAGACAUUUCGAGUUGUUGAAUACGCGGGACCGAAUGAUAUUUUUGAGACGAUGUGUACUGUAUCACACUAUUCUCGACCCCUCUUACUUGUCGUUUCGAUUGGGGCUGCCUGAGAAAUUCGUAAUGUUCAACGGAAUGUAUGUUGGUGCGCAGCCAGGUGACAAGACUGGAUGGGAGGACGAAAAAGAUUGUAUUAGUUCGGAUUUGAAAACUAAACUGUACCGCCCACUAAUGGAGAGACUGGUGAAUGAGGUGUGCGUCUCAAUGAAUGCGAUAAAUUUGAGUUUUGUGGAAUUUGUACUUUUGAAGGCGUUGGUUUCGUUUAAGUCGUCAACGUGUUGUGACGUCUCCCUGCCUCUCAAAAAAUUCAUGAAUCAAUAUAUGGAUUCAAUACUUCGAGCGCUUAACGUCCAUUAUCAAAGACUCGGUAUGACAAAAGAUGAAAUUGCUCAGCGGAUCGGAAAUGUCAUUUUGAUGAUGAGCAGCAUUUUUGCGGUCGGAAUGGAAUGUCUCGAGUCACAUCAGAAAAUUCAAUUUUUCGAUUUAUGGCAGCUGGAUGACUUAUUGAUUAAAUUGAUUCAACGUGGCGGUGGCGCUGCUAAUUAUUGA
Messenger RNA from Caenorhabditis remanei, 1155 nucleotides. RefSeq lists its product as uncharacterized. The record is from RefSeq and is a predicted model, not a curated record. Gene Ontology annotation, biological process: regulation of DNA-templated transcription. The coding region runs from base 1 to 1155 and encodes 384 amino acids. The transcript has 8 exons. NCBI's taxonomy places the organism in Eukaryota, Metazoa, Nematoda, Chromadorea, Rhabditida, Rhabditidae. Gene Ontology annotation, molecular function: sequence-specific DNA binding; zinc ion binding; DNA-binding transcription factor activity.